Molecule: messenger RNA, 2833 nt
Organism: Tigriopus californicus
Lineage: Eukaryota; Metazoa; Arthropoda; Copepoda; Harpacticoida; Harpacticidae
Product: zinc finger MYND domain-containing protein 11-like
Biological process (GO): regulation of transcription elongation by RNA polymerase II
Molecular function (GO): DNA binding; transcription corepressor activity; protein binding
Source: RefSeq, a predicted model, not a curated record
CCUAAGGAGCCCGCCCAAGGCCAGGAUUCGAUGCCUACCCAUGUCCGAGUGGCGUGCCACCUAACCCUAGACACUGGCCAUAGGCUGGUUGAACGCCUCUGCGACCCGCCCGUACCGCCCCUUUUUAUGUCCCACCCAUGGGAGCGGCCCAGAACGCCCGGGUCUCUCUGAAUUAAGUUCAAUCCAGACGAAACAGCGCAGAAAAGGCUGAGCACCCGCCCAGGGGCACGCCCACACAUAUCCGUCCAUUGGUUAGUCCUGUGCCCUCGUUAUUCCAGGCCCCAGAGCACCCCCCCCCCAGUUUGGGUGUGGCCGUGGGUGUGUAACCCGUCCUGGGUGGACCAGACUGGGCCGUGUGAUCAGGGCACGAAGCCCGUGGGUCGUGGGGCGGGUCUUACUUGUCUGAGAAGGCUGAGUUGGCUUGGGCUCGUGGUGGCCCUCAGCCCCCGCCCUACUCCCUAGUGUCUGCGUUGGUCUGGGUGGUCCUGGCCGCGCUCAGCCGUCCAAGGCGGGCCCGUCGCCUUUCAAGCUGGCAUUGGACCGGAACCCGGCUCGAAAAGUGCAUGUUGGUCACGGCUCCGUCGACUGGCCCGGCUCCACGACUGGCGGGGCCUUGUCCAUGGCUCAGACCGGCCCCCCGCCCGGGCCCCCGCCCGGUUCGUCCGCUAGUUAUACGCUCAGUGCCGCGUCCACUUGGCCCGUGACCGGGUCCGGAGUAGCCCCCGCCGCAGGCUUAACACCGGCCCGGGUCUGGCUGGGCACCGGUCCCGGCGAAGUCAGUGGCGUGGGCGGGUCGGGUCUGCUGAAUGGCGGACGCGACAUUCGCCGCUCGAGCGAGCCCUUCCGGGCCCAACAGUUGUGGGACGCCAUUCGGGCCGUCCGUCAGAAACAAAUUCCAGCCAUCACGCGCAUGGCCCGUUACAUGAAUCGCUUCUAUCAAAUCAAGAAAGAUGAAACGCAACGCUUGUUGGAUGCGGCGGUCGAGGACAACUUGAUCAAGUUGGAACGGAAAGUGGGCACCAAAGGUCAUAAGGCUGGUAUCGAAGAGAAAGCCUAUCGCCUGCCCACACCCGAUAUGUUGCCCAAAGAGCGCCAUGAUUGGUAUUGCUUUCAUUGCCAUUCGGGGGGCGAGGUGGUGUUGUGCGCGGGUUGCCAUCGCGUCUUCCACGAAGCCUGUAUCAAAAGCGAAUGGUCCCAAGUUCAAACCCUCAUCAACGACGCCUGGACCUGCAAUUUGUGCAAGAUCAUUCAGUCCCUGCCCGCCGCUUUUAAUAAGAAGGAGCGUCGCGAUCUCAAUCACCUCCUGGGUCUACUCAUUGCCAAAAUCGGAGCCAAGUUACCCUCCGAUAUCUUGGCCCGGGACGUGCCUCAAGGCUAUGCUGUGUCCAAACCCUCGUCCGGGGGUUCGAGUCUCACGCCCGAAGCGUCGCCCAAUCCCAGCCAUAGCCGAUCCGUGGCCUUAGUUGAAUCGCCCAAUGGAGCGGAAUUCACUCGGCAGAUGUCGGGCUCCGAUGAAUCUUGGCGCAUCAAUUUCUUGCUGAAAGAAGCCAUCUCCAUUGCCGAAAUUCAACAAAAGUGCACGGCCAACCAUUAUCGGCUACCCGAUGAAUUUCGGGCUGAUGUGCAGUUACUGGUCCAUAAUGCCGUCAUUUUUCAUGGGGGACAUAGUGUCAUGGCCAAUCUCACCCGGCAAGUGCUACGAGAGUGUAUUUCGGAUAUCAAUGAGUUGUCACUUUGUCGGGAUUGCUAUCGUUAUGCCAAUGAAAACCGUGAUAAAUAUUGGUUUUGUAAGCCGUGUCGACCCUUACACACGUUGGUGUACGCCAAACAAAGAGGGUUUCCAUAUUGGCCAGCGAAAGUCAUCAAAACCACCGACGAGAUAGUAGAAGUCAGAUUUUUUGGAGGCUACCAUCAAAAGGCCACCAUCGAAAGUGGAAACAUCAAACCCAUUUCCAGCAGCAUAGUAUCUCUCCAGGUCAAACGUACGUCGUUGUGGAAUAAGGCCUCCGAGGAGUUAAAAAAGCAUGAGUCCUUGAUAGAAAAGGCCAAGAAAAGACCCGACUUUCUUCAAGACCCGUUUGGAAAUCCCUUUAAACUGGAGGCCGAGGAUAUCAGUGAGGAUGAGGCAAACGAGUCCUCUGAAGAAGAAGAAGGAGACCAAGGGGAGCCACCCAAAGCCUUAAAAUUGUCCCGAGACGAAGUCAAUGGAAGCAAGGAAAAGAAGGAGCUCUCGGACGACUUGGUGUCUUCAUCAUCAUAUCAAGAAACUCAAUUUAUCAGUGUCGGCGUUCAAACCUCCGGAGGCAAACACGGAAAACUUCCUGCCGGGUUAACUUCGUCGGAUGGCUCCCCGUCACAGUUAGGUCUUGGAGUGAUAACAGAAAAGGAGCUCAAAGACAUCGUCAAGAAGAUGCGCGCUGAAUUUGAUCAGGAAAAGAAACGCGCCGUGAAUGUGGCGACUAGAAGUCUGGAACGAGAUCUGGAGCGCUUGAAAGCUGAUCAUGCCACAGAGUUAGAGGAGCUCGCGGAAAUGAAUAAGGAGAAGAUAUCUGAAAGUAAACGAAAACAAUGGUGUUUUCAUUGCGAGGCCGAAGCUAUUUACUGGUGUUGUUGGAACACUGCCUAUUGCUCAAUCGAAUGUCAACAGGAUCAUUGGCAUAAAGAGCACAAACGAAAUUGUCGCCGAAAACGAUAAACCCCACCUAAGUCCUUUACAACACAGUUGUUUACUAAAUUCAAUCAAUUCUCUAGGGGGAAUGAAUGACCCUAAUGCAACAAUUACUUUAUAUACCGUGAAUUAAGGAUGUCACAAUAAACGGAGAGAUGGUUGGUA